Sphaerulina musiva SO2202 is the source of this 887-nucleotide messenger RNA. Its product is annotated as ARM repeat-containing protein. The transcript has a single exon. Gene Ontology annotation, biological process: post-transcriptional regulation of gene expression. Gene Ontology annotation, cellular component: cytoplasm. The coding region runs from base 13 to 825 and encodes 270 amino acids. Lineage: Eukaryota; Fungi; Ascomycota; Dothideomycetes; Mycosphaerellales; Mycosphaerellaceae. Gene Ontology annotation, molecular function: mRNA 3'-UTR binding. The record is from RefSeq and is a predicted model, not a curated record.
UACAAGGCAAUCAUGGUGCACGAGCUACUGCGCCGCAUCCCAGAGACUGUCAUUCACCGCUACGCCUGUCACGUUUGGCAGAAGCUGUUCGAGCUCCGCUGGAGCGACUCGCCACCACAAAUCAUGAAGUAUGUCAACGAAGCUCUUCGCGGUAUGUGGCACGAGGUGGCUCUCGGCGAGACUGGCAGUCUUGUCGUCCAGAACAUCUUCGAGAACUGCCUCGAGGAAGACAAGCGUCCUUGCAUCAACGAGGUCCUUGCGAGCAUCGAUGUCGUCGCCCACGGCCAGUUCGGUAACUGGUGCAUUCAGCACAUUUGCGAGCACGGCUCCAUCAUUGACCGUACUCGUGCCAUUGACCAUGUCAUACGCUUUGCUGGCGAAUAUAGCAUGGAUCAGUUCGCCUCCAAGGUCGUCGAGAAGUGCCUCAAGAUCGGUGGCAAGGAAUUCCUCGACCGCUACCUUGAGCGCAUUUGCGAGGCCCGACCAGAUCGUCCACGCAUGCCGCUCAUCGACAUCUCGGGUGAUCAAUUCGGCAACUAUCUCAUCCAGUACAUCCUCACCAACGUCGACCCCCAGCGUCGCGAAGAUGUUGCCGUCCAGAUCCGCAAGCACAUGGUCUCUCUACGUGGCUCCAAGUAUGGCUCCCGCGUUGCCAUGCUAUGCUGCAACCCUGCGGUCGCCACGCGUCCAGGUCCACCAGCAGGUCUUCCAAUGGGACGCGGCAAUGGACCCUUCGGCCACGGCAGCUUCAAUCCGGAUAUGUCACGCUCUUUCCCGGCUGAACGUGCUUAUGUUGGCCGUGGUGGUUAUGGCGGAUUCCGCUAGACUACCUCACAUCUGUUGCCAUUUGCGGAGAGAUACGGCCUUCGCCUCGCCACAGAUUCCCU